Molecule: messenger RNA, 1654 nt
Organism: Stegostoma tigrinum
Lineage: Eukaryota; Metazoa; Chordata; Chondrichthyes; Orectolobiformes; Stegostomatidae
Gene: prlh
Product: prolactin releasing hormone
Exons: 3
Coding region: 188-451 (87 amino acids)
Biological process (GO): response to peptide hormone; feeding behavior; G protein-coupled receptor signaling pathway
Molecular function (GO): prolactin-releasing peptide receptor binding; neuropeptide hormone activity
Source: RefSeq, a predicted model, not a curated record
GAAAAGUGGAACUUGGCAAAGUGGAUUCUGCCAGUCAUUGACGUAAUCGCGAAAUAACAAUAAAAAGCGGAUGGCAGUGAAUGGGACCAGCAGCUUCACAACCCGCCUGUUUGAUAUCGAGCGCGCUUAGCUCAAGCUCCGUCCACUACCCAUCGGCAAAAACUUGCCCCCUAGCCAUCGUGAGGGAAUGAAGCUGCUGUCGGUUUGCUGUAUCUUGUGCCUGUUGGUAUGCCUGGCGUUUCCUGACGCGGAUUCUCGAGUCCAAGGCUCCUCGGUGGAGGUCAGAAAUGCUGAUAUCGAUUCCUCUUGGUAUACCGGACGUGGAAUAAGGCCUGUGGGCCGUUUUGGAAGGCGGGGACUAACCCUGGAAAACAUCAGAAAAUAUGAAUUUGGCACUCGUCGUGUCUGUAUCCCAAUUGAAGAAAGUGAAGAAUCCAACCAGGAUGAUUAAAUUAAGCUCCUGCCUAUAACUCUAUUCUCACAAAGCCAGCUUCAUUUUUUCUCAACUUUAUUUCUGUAAUUGUGUAAUAAAAAAACUCUCAAAUAACUAUCAAAACAUGAACAGUAUUAAAAAGACAAGGUUCAUCUUGUGUGCAAAAGCAAAACUUUAACGUUGACUGCUGAAAUUUCAACUGAAGUAGUUUCAGAGUUUCAACUCAAUUAGAAAUCAAUGUGCAUCCACACUUCUGUGCCUACCAUUGUCAUUUGGUGUUAUUUGCCAGGAUUAUAGGGAACUGUUUAAGAAAUAGCUGAACCAUGUCAGAAAUUGUGGUACUACAUUUCCCUAAACCAGCAGUUCUCACUCAUGCCUUAGAUUUCCAUUCGCUGUUUGUUCCAACUACGUGUCUUUUCUAUCUUCCUGUUUUCUUUCUCUGCAAAAUUUUGAUUCCUCUUCAAUGAUUUUCAUUUCUUUUUCAGUUGUUGCAUUUUAAAAAUGUUUUGCUCAGAUUCAACUCCAAAACUAUUCUUUUCAGUGAAAGUAAUGAAUAUAUAAUUUGACCUUAAGACUAUCCUGCAUUGAGCAAGAUUGGUCAAUAUAUGUGAAAUGUAAAGUUUCCUAUAUUGUGGAAGCACUGUCGAAGACAUUUCACGCAAAUAUUGGUAAAAUCGUAGCAUAUUCUGUCUUCUUGAUUCAUACACCUGCUACUUUGACAGCAAAUUGCCAUCUUCUGUUCAUAGUAGCCAAAACGUAAAACAGAAGAAAACUAACAAUGGUGUUCUUCAAUAGUUAUGGUUAAGGUACCUUAUUGAUACAAAACAGAAAUCUUUUUAUUCUAACUUUCACUAAUGUGGUACCUUCCUGAAAGUGCUUGUUGACAUUUAGAUUUCAAAUCUGAAAAGUUUUUCCUCUGUAAGUGUUCUAUGCUACUAUAAGCUUAAACCAAUUUAACAAUUUUUCUAAGGGUUUUUUUGUUACCUUUUUAUGACUUUUAAAGCAUGAUGCAAAGCAGUGAGUCUGAGUCCUGUAUUAGUGUUUGCAACAACCAUGUGGGUCAGAAAUCUAAUCUACCAAUUUUCCUAUUUCUUCCAAGGCUUUCACUAGCUCUUGGCGAGAUUGUUGUUGUAUCACUGUGGAACAUUGUAUCAGGCUAUUGCAUUGCCUCCAGUCAAAAAUGUCGUUUUAAUGACGUUGGUGUGUUUCCCAGUAAUUGAG